Molecule: messenger RNA, 2922 nt
Organism: Morchella importuna
Lineage: Eukaryota; Fungi; Ascomycota; Pezizomycetes; Pezizales; Morchellaceae
Exons: 3
Coding region: 1-2922 (973 amino acids)
Source: RefSeq, a predicted model, not a curated record
AUGGAUCCCCGCGAUCUCAAACAGGCCGCAAAACUCAUCAAUAACCAGCUAGCGUCACGUGGGCUUCUUCGAGGCGGAAAAUCAAUCCCAUUCCACAAGCCGUCCGAGGAUGACACCACUCCCGCAAAGAUCAUCAACAUCAUCCAUGAGCUCAUUGCUCGGCGAGAUGUGGAGGAGGAGGAGCGAGAGUCGUUGGCGAUGACACUGAGGUCGCUAAGAGCUCAGGAGACGAAGCAGGCAGAGAUUAUUGAAUCUCUGAAGGCAAAGAACGCAGACCUAGCACGGCGAAACGGACUACUCGAGUCAGCAUCCCGUUCCUUCGACCAUACGCUCAGAACAUCGGAGGCCGCGCAACGGACACUCCGCGAUGAGGCAACCCGGAUCAAGACGGUCCUAGGGCAGGUGCGUACGCAAUGCGCAAACGACAUCCGAAAACGUGAUAUCCAGAUCACGAAGCUGAAGGAACGACUCACGGACACUCGGCCACGGGGACAACGCGCCCAACUUGCCAGCUGCACAAUUAUCAAUCCUGCCAACCUCGAUACCUCUUCCCGGGCGGAAGAGGAGACGUCCAAUAUUGCACAGGAGACGGCGGACUUCCUUACUACGCUGAGUCAGAAUCUGGCGGACGAAAACGAUAAUCUUAUUGCCCUCGUCCGAACUACCCUUUCUACACUCAAAGCGAUCCAGGGCCUGCCAGAUGAUGAUCAUUUUGCUCAAGAGGAUCAGGAUGAGGAGCGGCCGGUGGUGGCCCCGCCGGCUGACUUCGACAAGUUCACGACAGAGUUGGAUCAGGUUCUGUUUAGCCUUAAGGAGAUGCUCAAUCAGCCCAACUACGUUCCACUCGAGGACCUGGCCGAGAAGGAAGCAGAGAUUACGAGACUUGUGGCUAAGAAUGAGAUGCUGGAAACCGAAUGGAAGAAAGCUAUCGCUUUAGUCGAUGAGUGGAAUAGGACACUGAGCCGCGGCUUCACCCAAGGAGUUGGCGGAGAGCAACGGGAGAAGGCACUGGCACAGUCAGAGGACAUAUUGAAGAAUAGCCCAAAGAAGGUUGGUAGUCCAAGGAGAUCGGUCAUGGAAGUCUUCAAGGAAAGAGGCAUGGAAGAAGAGUAUGAAGAAGAGGAAGACAUGAAUGAGGGAAUGAGGGCUGUGCUGUCAAUGGUACAGGAGGAAGAUGAAGAAGACGAUGAGGGGGAGGAGCAACAGAUGGAACUAGUGGCCGAGGAAGUGGAGGAAGAGGUGCAGGCUGAAGAGGAAGAAGCAGAAAUAGAGGCUGAAAAAGAGAUGGACGAGGAAGUAGACGAAGAAGCGGAGCAGGAACCAGAACCCGUAGUUGAGGAAAUAGAGCAAGAGGAGCAGGAGGAGAAAGAGGAGGAUGAGGAGCAUGGAGAGCAAGAGGAACCAGCGGUCGAACAAACAGAAGACCAGGAAGAAACGAUGAUCGAGCAGCAAACCCCACAAAUGGAGGAGCUCGCCGACGAGGAGGCCACACAAGAGGUGGUCGUAGUCCAACCCCCCAUCAAGUCUUCAAGGAACCAGUCCAAACGUAAAUCAAGAUCCACGCCUACACCUACACUCACGCCCGAACCUCAGCCUACCUCAGCCAGCAAGCGUAAGUCCUCAAAUGCAAAGGACAUUCCCUUCCGUCAGCUCUUUGAAGACAGAGAAAUUGCCACAAAAUCCCCUUCAAUGGUUCCCAAGCCUACAACUAGGAGGAGAGGGUCUACUCUUACAGCACUUGACGAGCCUGAGGAAAUCGCCGAGGUACCAGCCAAGAAGGGACGAAGAAAGUCACGAAAGGAGGAAGCCACUCUCCCUGAAGAAGAGGCUCCUCCUCUUCCUGCUGUGCCUAAGUCGACAGCCAAAUCCAAGACACCAGUAUUGUCUAAGGCACCAGUAUUGUCCAAAACACCGGCACUAUCCAAGACCCCAGCAGCGUCCAAGACGCCGUCCAGGAAAAGUCCACGAAAGAAGGCUACACGAGUCACUCCCGAGUUAGAUGCUAGUGCCCGCCAACUUGUGCAGGAGGAAUUGCAGGCUACCCCGGCUCGUGUUCUCGAAAUUAAAAAGAACACCACCUCUAGAAGGACCAGGAGCACGAGUCUAGCUGCAGAGGCAGAGAAAGCGCAGACCGAUGCCGAGGACUCAACCAGCGGCCAGGAUGCCCCCAAAAGCAGAAGCAGAAGGCAGACUAGGAGAACCGUUGCGGAAGAAGUCACGAUGGUAGGAGAGACAACAGAGAUAUCAGCCCUUGAGUCAAUCAUGAUUGAAGACUCGGCUCCAAAAUUAAGGCUGCGACCAAGAGCUUCGAGGAACAGAAAGGAGCCCGAGCCCGAGCCCGAAGUCGAAGAUCUGGAUAUGCUGUUGAGCAAAGCCAUCCGCGACCCAUCAGAAGCGCCCGAACCCGCGCCUGAGCCUGAGCCCGUACCAAAGCGGAGCGUCCGAGGAAGAAAGAAGGCUGCUGAAGCUGACACCACGGUCGAAACCACUAUGCUCGAAGACACCUUCGAAGAAGUCUCCAAGAAGUCUGAUCUCCGGCGCCGCUCCUCACGGCACAAAAAGCCUGAUGAAACCGAGAACAUGCUCGCUGAUCUCAGCGCUCCCGAACCCGUCCACUACCAAGAGAUCCCCAACGCUGUCCAAGUUGUUGCCAUGCGUGACGGUUCAGCAGAGGAGGGAGUGGAGGAGGAGAAGGAAGGAGCAGGAGGGGCGAAGCUGAGCCGGGCGAGAAGAAAGUCGCUGCGGAAUCGUGAUAAAUAUCCCCGUGAUGGUCAAGGAAUUGUAGCCGAGCCGGUGCCUGUACCGGUGGAGGCCUCGCCGAGCAUGCCAAAGAGAAAGAGGAAGAGUACUGCAGACCGCGAAGGGCAGCAGGGACUGAGGACAAGCCCGAGGAAGAGGGUGGCAAGGAGUGUGGAUGUAUAA